Messenger RNA from Corvus hawaiiensis (hawaiian crow), 873 nucleotides. Its product is annotated as centrosome-associated protein CEP250-like. The record is from RefSeq and is a predicted model, not a curated record. NCBI's taxonomy places the organism in Eukaryota, Metazoa, Chordata, Aves, Passeriformes, Corvidae. The transcript has 5 exons. Bases 1 to 873 code for a protein of 290 amino acids.
AUGGAGGAGCAAUGCAAGAGGCUCCGAAGCCACCAGGAGCAAAUAGACUCUCUGAUGGAAGAAAUCAGAAGUGACUGCGAAAACCUUGAGAAGUCCAAGGAAAAGCUGCAGCAAUGCACUGGAAUCCCGGCAGCAGGAGCCUUGAGUCUGCGCCAGAAGAACAGCAAGCAGCUGAAGGAAGCGUCAGCCCAGGCGGAAGAGGCGGUGCAGCAGGACAGGAUGGAGCGCGUGAGCCCAUCAGUCUUUGCCUCUUGCCACACAGAGUUUGCAGGGCAAGUGUCAAGCCCUCUGCUCUUUCCUUCUGUGCAGGUCCUGCUGGAAAAGCAGAAGGAGAAGAAUUCUUUAUCAGAGACACUGCUCCAAACUCGAGGACAGCUAAGCCGAGCCUGCCAGCAGGUGCAGCAGCUCAGGCAGGAGGUGAAAGAGCAGCAAGAGAAGGGGCAGACCAUCGAGGCAAAGCUGCAAGCUGAGCUGCAGGAAGCUCGGAGGGAAAUCCAGGCAGCGCAGAAGAGGCACAAGGAAGAACUACGAGGCAUCAAAGAGGAAAUGAAUCUCCUCCUUGAGCAGAGGGAGGCUCUACAAAAGCAGGUGGGAGAGUUGACAUCUCAGCUGGCAGCCUCCAGAGAGUCCCAGGCAACGAUUGUUCAGAGAGCCCAGCAAGAUGUGAGCUGGGCCCAGGAGCAGUCAAGGCAGAAGCUGUUGGAGGUUGAGCACCUCCAGAAGAUGCUGGAGGAGGCAGAACAUCAGAACAAGGAGCUGCAAGUGCACCUGAAGAACUUGGAGAUGGAAAGGAGUCAAUGGGAAGAAGUGGCAUGCCAAAAUUCAGGAUUUCGGGCUUCCUUGGACGCCCUGGAGAAGGAAAAAGCCAGGUAA